AUGUCAACAACCGAGAACACAACAACAGUUAUAGUCCAUGAAGCUAUAAAUGAAGAAUAUGAGUACAUACAGUUUAACAAACAACUCCGUCUCAUUCGUUCGGUCAAAGACGAUAUGUACCAGAUGCAAAGUAUUUUGACAGCAUGUUUUGCUCCAGACACUAAACACGCAGACGACUGGUUCAAAAACCAAAGCACACAAGAACUUUUGAGUGAAGCACAGCGAGACCGACUUUUUUCUGAAAACAGUGAAGAACAGCGAGACCGACUUCCUUCGGGGUCGCCUAAAACUCAUGAAAACAGUGAAAUUUCUCUAGACCGACUUUUAUCGGCCUUGCAUAAAACACAUGAAAAUCGUAAAAAUUUGCCAAUAAAUUUAAGAGGUUGGUAUGUACAUAGACUUCUUGUAAAUGCUGUUGCAAUGUGGGCUUCUCCUCGUUAUGCAUGGCAUGUUUACAUGAUGUUAGAUGAACUAUAA
Trichomonas vaginalis G3 is the source of this 477-nucleotide messenger RNA. RefSeq names its product KilA, N-terminal/APSES-type HTH, DNA-binding family. The transcript has a single exon. The record is from RefSeq and is a predicted model, not a curated record. Lineage: Eukaryota; Parabasalia; Trichomonadida; Trichomonadidae. The coding region runs from base 1 to 477 and encodes 158 amino acids.